Ornithorhynchus anatinus (platypus) is the source of this 5492-nucleotide messenger RNA. It is a transcript of the gene CEMIP, whose product is annotated as cell migration inducing hyaluronidase 1. The coding region runs from base 709 to 4758 and encodes 1349 amino acids. The record is from RefSeq and is a predicted model, not a curated record. The transcript has 29 exons. NCBI's taxonomy places the organism in Eukaryota, Metazoa, Chordata, Mammalia, Monotremata, Ornithorhynchidae.
AGCGGGACCGGGCCCGCUGGACCUGCCGGCCGGACUGGACUUGCCCUGGGGCCCGGGCGGCCGGACCGGACCGGGCCCGGUUUCGGAACGGCACUGGACCCAAGAGGGGAGCCGGACUGGGGCCGGACCCAGGGAGGGAGGGAGGCUGGACCUGAGCGGGACCGGGACCGGACCGGACCCGGACUGGACCCAAGAGUCCGUCGGACUUGGGCCAGACUGAGGCUGGACCCCAGCGGGACCAGGACCGGACCCGGACCGGACCCAAGAGUGGAUCGGACUUGGGGCAGCCUGCAGCUGGACCGGGACCGGACAGAAGGCCGAUCGGAACCGGACUGAACCCCCCUAGUGGAGCCGGACUCGGGCCAGCCUGAGGCAGGACAGGGACCGGACCGCAGCCGGACCAGAGUCGGACUGGACCGUGGACCGGACUUGGGCCAGACUGAGGUUGGACCCGAGAGGGACCGGGACCGGCCCGGAACCGGACUGGACCAGAGAGUGGAUCGGACUUGGGCCAGACUGAGGCUGGAGCCCAGCGGGACCAGGACCGGAACCGGACUGGACCCAAGAGUGGGUCGGACCUGGGUCAGGACGAAGCUGGACCGGGACCGGACAGAAGGCAGAUCGGCACCGGACGGGGCCCGUCUGGGGCAGAAGUUCUGGGGAUCUGUGUCCUGUGACCCGGGCCACUGAAGAGCUGUUGCUGGCAGGAUGGCCUUCAUCAUCCAGAUGGUUUCCUUUCUCUUCCUCGUGUCCUUGGCAGCUCCCGGAGGUGCAAGGUGUCCUGACCAGGAUCCCACACUGCAGCCCUGGAAUCCCGGGCACGACCAGGAAAACCAUAUCCACAUCGGCAGGGGCAGGAAGCUGUUGCUCACAUCCUCCAUGACGGCCCACUCUAUCCGCAUCACAGACGGAGGGAAGCUGGUGAUCCGAGACAACUCCGUUCCCAUCGUUCUGCGCGCCAGGCAUGUGCUCAUCGAGAGGGGAGGCGAAAUGCACGUAGGCAGCGAGGCCUGCCCUUUCCACAGCAGCUUCAGCAUCCGCCUGUUUGGAAGAGCGGAUGACGGGACCGUUCCUGACACUUACUUUGGGCUCAAAUACAUCGGCGUGGGGGAAGGCGGUACAUUGGAGAUGCAUGGUGAGAGGAAGCUGGCCUGGACCUUCCUCAACAAGACCCUGCACCCCGGUGGCCUAGAGGAGGGCGGAUACUAUUUUGAACGCAGCUGGGGCUACCGAGGAGUCAUAGUUCAUGUCAUCGACCAGAAGACGGGCUCCGUCAUCCACUCCGACAGGUUCGACACCUACAAGUCCAGGGAAGAAAGCGUCCGUCUGGGACAGUAUGUGAGCACGGUGGCCGACGGCCGGAUCCUGGUGGUGGCCGUCAACGACGAAGGCUCUCGGAGUCUGGAGGACAGCGCCAGGAAAGCCAUGACCAGGCUGGGCAGCCGCCAUUUCCUACGCCUGGGGUUCAGACACCCUUGGAGUUUUCUGGCCGUGAAAGGUGACCCCUCCUCUGCAGUCGAAGACCACAUUGAAUACCAUGGUCAUCGAGGUUCUGCAUCUGCCAGAGUGUCAAAGCUCUUCCGCGCUGAGAACGGGGAACAUUUCAAUGUCUCUUCGAGCAGCGAGUGGGUGCAAGACGUGGAGUGGACCGAGUGGUUUGGGGAGCGCAAAGGCACCAAAUCCAAGGAUGGGGAGAAGAUUUCUGACCUCAGGGCUGCUCACCCAGGGAAAAUCUGCCUGCGGCCCAUCGAUAUCCAGGCCAUGACAGCAGAUGGCGUGAACUUAAUCACGGAAGUGACCUACAAGAGUGGACAAGACUAUCGGUUCGUGUGUCACCAGGAAGGCCGGCCCUGCCACGACUACCGUGUGCGCUUCCUGUGUGGCAGGCCUGUGAGGCCCAAGCUGACCGUCACCGUGGACACCAACGUGAACAGCACAGUCCUGCACCUGCAGGAGGAUGUCCGCUCCUGGAAGGCCGGGGACACCAUCGUGGUGGCCAGCACUGACUACUCCAUGUACCAGGCCGAGGAAUUCCGGGUUCUCCCCUGCAAAACCUGUGCUCCCAACCAGGUCCGCGUGGCAGGAAAGCCGACCUAUCUGCACACGGGCGAAGAGCUGGACGGAGUGGACAUGCGAGCAGAGGUGGGGCUCCUCACCCGCAACGUGGUGGUGCUGGGAGAGACCGAGCCAGCCUGCUACCCCUACAGCAAGCAUCUCUGCAACUUCUUCAACUUCGACACCUUUGGGGGCCACAUGAAGUUUGCACUAGGGUUCAAGGCCAUCCACCUGGAAGGAGUGGAAUUGAAGCACAUGGGCCAACAAGUCAUGGGUCAGUAUCCAAUUCACUUCCACCUGGCCGGGGACCUAGACCAGAAGGGAGGCUAUGACCCUCCAACCUACUUGAGAGACCUGUCCAUCCACCAUACGUUCUCCCGCUGCGUCACCGUGCACGGCUCCAACGGCUUGCUGGUCAAGGAUGUGGUGGGCUACGACUCCCUGGGCCACUGCUUCUUCACGGAAGAUGGUCCCGAGGAACGGAACACGUUUGAGCACUGCCUGGGGCUCCUGGUGAAGCCAAGCACCUUGCUCCCCUCCGACCGGGACAGCAGAAUGUGCAAGACCAUCACCGAGGACUCUUUCCCUGGCUACGUGCCCAAACCCAGGCAGGAAUGCAACGCUGUCUCCACCUUCUGGAUGGCAAACCCGAACAACAACCUGGUAAACUGCUCUGCUGCAGGGUCAGAGGAAACUGGAUUUUGGUUCAUAUUCCAUCACGUCCCGACGGGCCCAUCGGAGGGGAUGUAUUCCCCCGGCUUCUCAGAGCACGUCCCACUGGGGAAGUUCUAUAACAACCGGGCCCACUCCAACUACCGCGCGGGUAUGAUCAUCGAUAAUGGCGUCAAGACCACAGAGGCGUCUGCCAAGGAUAAGCGGCCCUUCCUGUCCUUGAUUUCGGCCAGGUACAGCCCUCAUCAAGACGCUGACCCCUUGAAGCCCAGAGAACCGGCAAUCAUCAGGCACUUUAUUGCCUACAAGAACCAGGACCAUGGUGCCUGGCUGCGGGGAGGGGAUGUGUGGCUGGAACACUGCCAGUUUGCUGACAAUGGCAUCGGCCUGACCUUGGCCAGCGGAGGGACAUUCCCUUACGAUGAUGGAUCCAAGCAGGAAAUCAAGAACAGCCUCUUUGUUGGGGAGAGUCGCAACGUGGGGACAGAAAUGAUGGACAACCGGAUCUGGGGACCUGGGGGCCUGGACCACAGCGGGAGAACCCUCCCCAUUGGCCAAGAUUUCCCCAUCAGAGGCAUCCAGCUUUACGACGGCCCUGUGAAUAUCCAGAACUGCACUUUCCGGAAGUUUGCCGCCCUUGGAGGCCGGCACACCAGCGCCUUGGCCUUCCGCCUCAACAACGCCUGGCAGAGCUGCCCCAACAACAACGUCACCCACAUCACUUUUGAAGAUGUCCCGAUCACCUCGCGGGUUUUCUUCGGAGAACCCGGCCCCUGGUUCAACCAGCUGAACAUGGACGGGGACAAGACGUCGGUGUUCCACGACGUGGAUGGUUCGGUGUCCGAGUAUCCCGGCUCCUACCUGGUCAAGGAGGACAACUGGCUGGUCAGGCACCCGGACUGCAUCGACGUCCCCGACUGGAGAGGAGCCAUCUGCAGCGGCCGCUACGCCCAGAUCUACAUCCAGGCUUUCAAGACCAACCACCAGGGUCUGAAGAUCAUCCGAAAUGACUUCUACACCCACUCGCUCCAUCUGGAGGGAGCGCUGACCAAGAGCACGCACUACCAGCAGUAUCAGCCGGUCAUCACGCUGCACAAGGGCUACACGAUCCACUGGAAUCAGACGGCGCCCGCUGACCUGGCCCUCUGGCUCAUCAACUUCAACAAGAAUGACUGGAUCCGUGUGGGACUCUGCUACCCGAGGGGAACCAAUUUCUCCAUCCUGUCAGACGUCCACAACCGGCUCCUGAAGCAGACCUACAAGACAGGCACUUUCAUCCGAACCUUCCAGAUGGAGAAGCUGGAGCAGAGCUCGCCUACCCGUGGUUACUAUUACUGGGAUGAGGACUCGGGGCUGCUGUUCCUGAAACUGAAGGCCCAGAGCGAGCGAGAGAACUUUGCCUUCUGCUCGGUGAAAGGCUGCGAGCGGAUCAAGAUCAAGGCCUGGAUCCCCAGGGACGCAGGCCCCAGUGACUGUGAGGCUGCCGCCUACCCGAAGUAUGCCGAGAAGGCCAUCGUCCAAGUGCCGAUGCCAAAGAAACUCCCCCACUCCCAGCUGAAGACCAAGGACCGCUUUCUCGAGGUGAAGAUAGAAACAUCCAAGACCCGUUUCUUCCACCUGAUGAAUGACUUUGCCUACAUUGAAGUCGACGGGAAGAGGUAUGCCAUGUCCGAAGAUGGCAUCCAGGUGGUGGUGGUGGAUGGCAUCCAAGGGAGCAUCGUCGACCACAGGAGCUUCAAAAAUGCCAUCCUGCAGGGCAUCCCAGCCCAGAUCAAUAACUACGUAGCAUCCCUCCCCGACAAUUCCAUCGUGCUGAUGGUCUCAAAGGGAAGAUACAUUUCCAGAGGGCCGUGGACCAGAGUCCUGGAAAAGCUGGGAGCGGACAAAGGCUUUCGAUUAAAAGAGAAAAUGGCCCUGGUGGGCUUCAAGGGCAGCUUCCGGCCGGUCUGGGUAAGGAUGCUGACUGCUGGGGACAGAGCCAAGACCUUCCAGGUGGUGCCCAUCCCCGUGAGGAAGAUACGGAGCCUAUGAAGGUGACUUCGCCCACUGCCGGCCUGCUCAUGGGGACAGUGACUCUUGGUGAUCAAGCCCGACUGGCCAACAUCUUCUUCCGGAAAGGGUUGGGACACCGUGCCGGCUGGCCGGCCGGACCCUGGCCCUGCCCAGGAGAGACUCAACUAUCCCAUUUGCCCUCUGAGGGCUGUUUAGCUCUGGCACACACCAGUGGGUGGAUGGGAGGAGUCUCGGAGAUGGACCCCCCGAGCUCUUCAAGGCUCUGCAGGGAGUAGACGGCAGGCUGCAGGACAGACAGCGCCCUCCCGGCCUAGGCCAGAGGAGACUGUGUUUGAGCUGCAGGCUAGGCCUUCUGGGGUCUCCCGGACCACCUGGCCAAUGGAUGAAGGACACCACAGCUCAGCCUGAAGGAAACCUUUCUUCUCAUCCAAGCACAGGCAAAGCCCGAAAUCCAGUGGCAGAGUCUGGCACUUAGAGGCAAAGGACGACGACCCCGAGUCCCCUGGCUCUCCCCAGGGCUUGGUGCCAGCCUGCUGCCGAACCCAGGCUCCCCCCUGGAGGGAAGCACCUGGCAGGAGGAAGAGCCCGCACAACAAAUGGACUCAGUAGCCAAAUGUGCUAGGACAGACCUGGGUCCCCCCAAAUCCCAAAGACACCUACUUCCUCAUGCCCCAGUGUGGUUCCCUCCCCACCCCACUGGUGAGUUUGGGAUCAAUCGAUCGAUCGAUGGCAUUUAAUGAGCACUUUACAGU